GUUCCAAAAUUACGGGCUUUUCCGGCCAUUUCUGCCUACAUUCCUUGAAUCUUCCCGUCGUCAAAAUCCUCCAUUGAUGGCGAUGUAAAAUCCUUUUCUCCCAAAAAGAAAGGAUUUUUCCCACAUUAGACGAUAAAACCAUACCUGAAUCAUAGAUAUCGCAAACUCUCCCUCAUGGGCUUCCAGCAGCUUCAUGCCAACCACCAAGGUGCGGGCACUGGCGGCAACUCCGGCGAUGGCAUCUCGCACCACCAGCGCGUCCACAGCCCUAGGUAUGCUGGCUCCAUGACACGUCGCGCCAACUCUUUCAAGCGCAGCGUCGGAAAUAGCGCUGAGGUCGAGCUCCAGAUCCACUCACCCCGCUCGUCCAGUGAUAGCAUGGGAGGCAGCCCAAUGAGCGAUGCUGCAGAUUUACCCUCGUCGCCCUCGCCCUUUGAUUCGACGUCGGAUAGGUGGCAUCAAGGGCAGAACAUACGGUUCAGGUUAGCGGCGCCUCUUCUAGGUAAGGCGGUGUUCGCGAAGCCCGUGCCCGGGCUAACUUUCAGGGAUAGGAGACGACUUGGGAAUGUCGUGUUCUUGGUUUUCUGCGGCGUUUGCUUGUGGCUUGGAGUGGCGAAAAUCUUUGCCGGUGGUUGGCUUGGAUCUAUCUUGGCCGAGAGAGCGGAGCGCUACCAGAGAUUGUCUGCUGAAUACACCAGUCGGAAAGCAGGGCUAUCAAAUAAUCCUGGUUUGAAAGGAGGAAGUGAAAAUGAUAUAUUUCUGAUGACGUUAUCAUCAGGUAUAGAUGGAGUUCAUGAAAAAUUACUUAAGAACGCUGAAAUAUGGGCUAAGCCAAACAACGAGAAUUUCACACAAUGCAUUGAACCAGCAAACUAUAAGAGGAUUUCUUUUCCCGGUUUUGCAGAUGUUGAUGCCAAGACAAAUGGAUAUAUUCUAGUUAAUGCGAAUGGAGGAUUGAAUCAGAUGAGAUUUGGGAUCUGUGAUAUGGUCGCCAUUGUUAAGAUUAUGAAAGCAACUCUUGUGCUCCCUUCGCUUGACCAUUCAAACUUUUGGGCAGAUGAUAGUAACUUUAAGGAUCUCUUUGAUUGGAAACAUUUUAUCAAGAUCUUGAAGGAUGAUGUUCAUAUAGUUGAAGCAUUGCCAGCUUCCUUUGCAGAGACUGAACCUUUUAACAUAACUCCUAUAUCUUGGUCUAAGGUCAAAUAUUACAAAGAAGAGGUCCUCCCUCUACUGAAAAAAUACAAAGUUCUGUAUUUAACUCACACAGACUCCCGGCUUGCAAAUAACGGUCUUCCGGCCUUUAUUCAGAAAUUGAGAUGUCGGGCGAAUUACAGAGCUCUGAAAUAUUCUGCUCCAAUUGAGGAACAUGGUGCAACCCUUGUUUCAAGAAUAAGGUUACAUGGACAUCCAUAUGUUGCCCUUCAUCUAAGAUAUGAAAAGGACAUGCUGGCUUUUACAGGUUGUAGCCAUAAUUUGACAUCCAGGGAAGAGGAGGAACUCCUUGACAUGCGCUAUGAGGUUAGCCAUUGGAAGGAGAAGGAAAUUGAUGGUUCGGAGAGACGAAAACAGGGAGGUUGCCCUUUAACUCCCAGAGAAACUUCUCUUCUUCUCAAAGGAUUGGGAUUUCCAUCUAGCACGCACAUAUACUUGGUGGCUGGUGAAGCUUUUGGAAAUUAUAGUAUGAAGUAUCUGACUGAUGAUUUCCCAAACAUCUACUCCCAUUCAACCCUUUCUACAGAAGAGGAGCUUAGGCCUUUCAUAAAUCAUCAGAACAUGCUUGCUGGUUUGGAUUAUGUUGUUGCUCUCCAGAGUGAUGUCUUUAUUUACACUUAUGAUGGAAAUAUGGCAAAGGCUGUUCAAGGGCAUAGACGCUUUGAGAACUUCAAAAAGACAAUCAAUCCGGAUAGGUUAAAUUUUGUGAAACUGGUUGAUGAUUUUGACCAAGGGAAGAUCUCAUUGAAGCAAUUCAAAUCAAAAGUGAAGAAACUUCACAGAGAACGAAUUGGUGCUCCAUAUUACAGAGAAUCUGGUGAAUUUCCCAAGCUUGAAGAAUCUUUUUAUGCAAAUCCAUUUCCAGGAUGUAUUUGUGGAAAGCCACGUAUAAUAAGAUAGAAGAGCCACUGGUUCUUACAUUUUUACCAUUCGUAGUUGGAAAUACAGCGCACACAGUAUAUUUGAAAAGAUACAAAGCACAGAUAGAAGAAAUCAGGGAGCCUUUGCAAUAUUGAAACUAAAAAUGGUUAACUGGUGAUGAGAUGGAGUAACAGAAGGCGAAGAAAAUGCAGUAUUGAUUCUUUACAGAGCCAGAGCUGUUAGUGAGGUUAAUUUCUUGCGUUUUGCAGUCAUUGAUGAUUUUGUUUUUCUAAGUGUAGAUAGCUCGAGCUUCCUCCUCUUCUUUGUGAAGCAAACAUCAAAGAAUGUGUAGAUUAUUAUGGUUUUUUAUUUGGCAGUUUUGCUCUUGCAAAUUGCAAGUGGGCUGUGCCCUUUUAUGGUAAGAUUUCCAUUCUUAAGAAAGUCGAGAUUCUUCAAAUUUUA
Messenger RNA from Dendrobium catenatum, 2535 nucleotides. RefSeq names its product O-fucosyltransferase 35. The transcript has 9 exons. The record is from RefSeq and is a predicted model, not a curated record. Lineage: Eukaryota; Viridiplantae; Streptophyta; Magnoliopsida; Asparagales; Orchidaceae. Bases 175 to 2112 code for a protein of 645 amino acids. Gene Ontology annotation, cellular component: cytoplasm; Golgi apparatus; chloroplast.